This is a messenger RNA of Chrysochloris asiatica (Cape golden mole), 2219 nucleotides long. It is a transcript of the gene GABRB1, whose product is annotated as gamma-aminobutyric acid (GABA) A receptor, beta 1. Bases 331 to 1755 code for a protein of 474 amino acids. NCBI's taxonomy places the organism in Eukaryota, Metazoa, Chordata, Mammalia, Afrosoricida, Chrysochloridae. Gene Ontology annotation, biological process: chemical synaptic transmission; nervous system process; regulation of membrane potential. Gene Ontology annotation, molecular function: GABA-A receptor activity; extracellular ligand-gated monoatomic ion channel activity; neurotransmitter receptor activity. The transcript is spliced from 9 exons. Gene Ontology annotation, cellular component: synapse; membrane; neuron projection. The record is from RefSeq and is a predicted model, not a curated record.
AAUCAGGUUGCGGGCAGAAAGGAAACGAACAUAGCAACCUCCACCAAAAGGAAGCUCUGUCAGCACAUGCACGUAGGGUCCCGUGCGUAGAAACAGCAGGUUGUCUCCGAUCGCCUCGGGGACGUGGAGUGCGCCAAACAGGAACUUUGAAGGCAUUGAAAUCUGUUGCCUGUUUCACUAGGAAUAUUGUUUGCAAGGCACAAGGUGUCUUUUGGUAGUGAUCACUCUGUGCGCAUGCGCAGGUCCAUUCGGGAAUUACUGCCCUGCCGCCGACUAAGUUGCAUUCCUUGAAUCUUCGCAGAAAAGACAAUUCUUUAAUCAGAGUUAGUAAUGUGGACAGUACAAAACCGAGAGAGUUUGGGGCUUCUCUCUUUCCCUGUGAUGAUUGCCAUGGUCUGUUGUGCACACAGCUCCAAUGAGCCCAGCAACAUGUCAUACGUGAAAGAGACAGUGGACAGAUUGCUCAAAGGAUAUGACAUUCGUUUGCGGCCGGACUUUGGAGGGCCCCCAGUGGACGUCGGGAUGCGGAUCGAUGUUGCCAGUAUAGACAUGGUCUCCGAAGUGAACAUGGAUUAUACACUCACCAUGUAUUUCCAGCAGUCUUGGAAAGACAAAAGACUUUCUUAUUCUGGAAUUCCACUAAACCUCACGCUAGACAACAGGGUAGCUGACCAACUCUGGGUACCAGACACCUACUUUCUGAAUGACAAGAAAUCAUUUGUGCAUGGGGUUACGGUGAAAAAUCGCAUGAUCCGACUGCAUCCUGAUGGAACAGUUCUCUAUGGACUCCGGAUCACAACCACAGCAGCCUGCAUGAUGGAUCUGCGAAGAUAUCCUCUAGAUGAGCAAAACUGCACCCUGGAGAUUGAAAGUUAUGGCUACACCACUGAUGACAUUGAAUUUUACUGGAAUGGAGGAGAGGGAGCAGUAACAGGAGUUAAUAAAAUUGAGCUUCCCCAGUUUUCCAUUGUUGACUAUAAGAUGGUAUCCAAAAAAGUGGAGUUCACAACAGGGGCAUAUCCACGACUGUCAUUAAGUUUUCGUCUAAAGAGGAACAUUGGUUACUUUAUUUUGCAAACCUAUAUGCCUUCUACACUGAUUACAAUUCUGUCCUGGGUAUCUUUUUGGAUCAACUAUGAUGCAUCUGCAGCCAGAGUCGCACUAGGAAUCACCACAGUGCUGACCAUGACAACAAUCAGCACUCACCUCAGGGAGACCUUGCCAAAGAUCCCUUAUGUCAAAGCGAUUGAUAUUUAUCUAAUGGGUUGCUUUGUGUUUGUGUUCCUGGCUCUGCUGGAAUAUGCCUUUGUAAAUUACAUCUUCUUUGGGAAAGGUCCUCAGAAAAAGGGAGCUAGCAAACAAGACCAGAGUGCCAAUGAAAAGAACAAACUGGAAAUGAAUAAAGUCCAGGUCGACGCCCAUGGCAACAUUCUCCUCAGUACCUUGGAAAUCAGGAAUGAAACGACAGGCUCGGAAGUACUCACAAGCAUGAGCGACCCCAAGGCCACCAUGUACUCUUACGACAGCGCCAGCAUCCAGUACCGCAAGCCCUUGAGCAGCCGGGAGGCCUAUGGGCGCGCCCUGGACCGCCAUGGGGUACACAGCAAGGGCCGCAUCCGCAGGCGCGCCUCGCAGCUCAAAGUCAAAAUCCCCGACUUGACUGAUGUGAACUCCAUAGACAAGUGGUCCCGGAUGUUUUUCCCCAUCACCUUUUCUCUUUUUAACGUCGUUUAUUGGCUUUAUUAUGUACACUAAGGUCUGUCCUCAUGGCUCAAUUUAGACUACUUUCCUCUUCUCUUUUUUUUUUUUUUUUUUUUGUUGUUUUUAUCCCACAGGUCCUCCAGCACAUAUUGCUGUUUUUGGUUUUUUUUGCGGUAGGAGAUUCAGCCAUCCAAUUGGUUUUAGGUCUUGCUUAUCAAUUUUAUUAUUACACCAUGUUUACUUCAAAAAAGAAAAGAAAAAGAAAAAAAAAAAAAACGCAAAACUUUUUUUUUUUUUCCCCAGCCUACUGUGGUCCAGGUUAUCAGCUCUUUAAGAGCUCUUUAAUUGCCAUGUUUACAAAAACAAGCUAACAUUAAGAGAGAAGUUAGACAGGUAGAUUUUAGCAGUGUUUUUCCUAGGCUCCCUGGCUUGAUAUUUUAAAUGGCUAUGAAAUGAGUGUCUAGCUCUCUUUCUGGUCUGCUUCCUGGUAAACUGUAACUAUCUCAUGCUGCCAAAAA